AAAGAUGUACAGCAGAAGCUUGAUUUACUGUCAACAUUAAUCACAAACGUUGUGCGUAAAACUUUCUAACCUGUCAAUGGCAUUGGUUUAUAAAUCGCACUCUGCAUUUACAAUUCCAUUCGUAACGUUUCUAAUGAAAGGGUAAUUACUUUUCCUUCCCUUGAAUGCUUUAUUUACCGCUGGGAAUGAGCUCCACCAGGUGUCCUGGGGCGGGGUUGCUACACACGGGUUGCUGCUUCUGCGAAUGAAAAAUUAUAGCCUCCUCUAUUGUUGUGCAUCGAUUACCAGCCCCCACUACCAUUGGUUUUAUAGCGCAGUGGCAAAGUAAAAAAAGGGCUUUUCGUCCUUUUAAGCCAUCCGUUUUCCGUUCAGUAGCGGGUGAAAGAGACUCAGUUUGAGUUUCCCAUUUUAUAAACCGUCCCUUGCGUACAUGACGCUUGUCGCCAUUUCUGAAACAACCAAGCAAAACAAAAAAAGCAGAGUUUCGAUUGUAUUCUCUGGAGUCGAUUUUUGUUGCAUGCGUUCUGCGCUCGAACAGCAGUCAAACGCAUAAAUUCAGAAUGUUUAUGCAAGGAAGGACAGUUAAGGUGUGGUCGUGGUAUUUCGAAGGUUUUGUUCCGGUUACCAACAGGAGUAGUAAGUUACGUUUUUAGAGUAUGCUAAUUGCCUGCGAGGCGAAUGGUGAAUUAUCCUGGAGAAUUUGGCGGAAGUAACAAUGCGCCGUUAAAAGGUUUUAUUCCGAAUAGCCAGAACUUUAGCCAGGAGUCAUGGAUUGUGCAUUGAAAUUUUCCUUUUGUAUCAUACCCAAUUAUCAAACCGUUGAAGGCAUGUAGUGGAUCAAUAUUUUUCGAUCGCAAGCUUCAAAAGGUAACAUACGAAACACGUGUCAACAAUUCUCUCGGCCCAUCAUUACUAUUCCGAUCGUGCACGUUGUUUCUGCCGGGACGUGUCGGUCUCAUUGACGUGAAAAUAUUCCCAAAAUACACGGCCUGAUUCCAAGCGGAACCGAAAUGUGAACUGAACAUUCAUCUUCAUUCUCCUGUUUCACUUGUAGCAGCCGAGGGGAUAUUUUUUUUUUUGCAAACCAAACCAGCGUUAGACAUUUUGCUUGAUUCAUUAGAUUACACACCAACGAUAUAUAAUUAAAUAAAUUAUCCUUUUGGAGGUGGGAUUACACUUCGAUGCGAGCUAGUGGAGUCAGGGGCGUCAUAAAUGUGCUUGAAAGGGUCGAACCAAAACAUACAUCUGCCGGUGACAGAAAGGUGUCUGUCUGUGGGGUGCAAAGUUUUUGACCUAACAAAAGAACAAAAAAAGAGUCUUUUACUAGGGGCUGGAACUAUUCAGCUGCGGGACACACGAUGCCCUACCACCUUGCCUACUACUUCCCAUGUACACUUCCACAGCACAGGAAGCAGAAACUCCUUGUUGGAGUUUAGUAAAAAUUUUGGGGGAGGUAAAUAUUUCCCCAUUGCGAAAAAACAUCCCCUUUUUUCACGGCCUUACGAGCUCGUUUUAGGUACGUUGGUUCGAUUGUUGAUCACAUAAAGCGAGUGCCGGCACAGCAUAGAAAAACCGGGUACAACAUGGUUUAAUUCAAUAUCAAUCAUAUUUCAUCCAGUUUUGGGUAGCAUAUGUGUGGCUGGAGAUGUGUUUUGCAACGCUCUGCAGGGGCAUCCUAAAAGCAAUUGGGUGUGCCAAUUCCGCCGACACAAAAAAGGGGUAACAUUCCGAUAUUGCUACAGGUUUGCCCGUACGAAAUCAUCAACCCCUUUUUAUUUUGUAUGCGACAUCUGCUGCCAAGAGCAUUCCCAUUGCAGUAAUGGAAGUAUCGCACUUUAAGACGUACAUUUUCAAAACGCUCACCAAUUCCGACACAUAAGCCAAACAUUGCAAUGAAUUUGAUAAACGUCCUGUCAUCGGGCGUUUUUUUUGUCCCUCUACAAUCCCUCCAAUUGGUUGGAUAAAACAGGGUAGCGGCAGCAUCAGGAAAAUAUGAACAACCUAUUCAAGACCGAUCUUCACGGAACUAAUUCGAAACUUUCUUCGUACCUUUGUGGGUGAGAUUUCGUGAGGUUUUUCCUUCAUUUGCUGUACGAAAGCGCACGGAAACAGGUUGUCAGUUUUUCCCGUUCUUAUCCGAACAUUACUAUUUGAAGGUCUCUAUCCGAACGGUGAAAACAUUGCCCACCAGCCGGUGCCACGUUUAUCAAAAUUCCCGACCCUCCUGUGCUAACGUGACGCUUACGGCAAACCGGGAACAAUUUCAUUAGUGCCGUACCGGUACAGGUGCGACAGGACUACGAAGAAGGUGCGUUAACUUUCCACAACAAAAAGACGACAGACAAACCAAAAAAAAAAACAAGGAAAAGAAUACAAAGCACAGACACAGGUUGGCACGCACUUCAUUGGUAUACUUUGGCAAAGAACGCAAACGCGUGUCGGGGGGGGGUUUUGCUUUCGCGAAAGAAAAACACACGGAACGCAAGUUGCACGGUGUGGAAAGAAUUUCCCGGAUACUGCCGGAUGCUUUCAAACUCGAUGUUCGCAUCGCUCCGUUCAUUAGGGAGAUGGCUUUUCUCCGAGCCCGGUUGGUGGUGUUGGUAAAAGUUUGUCCAGCCGGAAGUGAAGUCUAUUCGGCAAAUGAAUUAUCUUCCCGGAAACACUUCAAAGCGAUAGCCGACAAAACGUGACGGGCAUUAUUAUACGGCACACAAGUGGAAGGUGUGGAAUGGCUAUUUGUUUAUUGUAAAUUGUUGAGAUGAAGUUAAAAAAAUGUUGCUUUAGGUAUUUUUGAUUGCUUGCUAACAUUUUACUGUGUAUGUGAUAAAUUGCACUGACAGCUCAUAGUAGAAGACGCAAUGAAUGUUCCCUCUAAUAAUUAAAAUAGAAAUAUAUUUUAUAGGUAGAACGUAAUAUACAUUUCUUUUAAUUUUAAAUAUAAAUUUUCUGCACAUUCAUGAAUAAUCCAGUAUCUCGAUGCGAUUGACCGUGUUUGACUGGUUUUUACUUAACCCCUAAAAGUUCCGUGACCCGUCCGGGUCGAUUUCGAGGCCAACUCGGAAUUUCAAGCGCUGUGGCGCGUUUUGUUGGUGCGGACUUUCCAAGGUAACAUUGGCCAUAAAAAUGCUCCGGCCCAGAACAUGCGCAGUGCAGAGAGGGCUCCUACGAGUGAGCAAUGCCUAGCCUCCCUUCUGCUAUUAGUGUCGAUGGUUCCGUUUCGUCCUUCGAUUGUUUGUGUGGCUGUCGCAUUCCGUAGAAAGAAAUUGCUUGCACGCUUCGGCGACGCAUCGGAGGAAGUGAAGAGGCGAUACUUUUACUUUCGUUUACGACAUGGCCUUGUGCAUGGCUUGUCGUUUGAUUUUUGCAUACUUCCGGGGGAGAAUGUUGUUUGCCAGUCAAACACGUUUCACCAGCAUGUCAUAUUUUCAGUGGAAGGUACAAGGUGUGCAUAUUUAUGGUGGUGAAGCAAAAUGAUUUUAGUUAAUAGAUGAUAAGAAGUGGAACUUAGUUUGUUACAGUUGUUUGAUGUGGAAUAUAUCAUAUGCAUUUAAAACAAUGUUACCAAAUGGAAAUGGUGCAUUAAUGUAAUUGAAUUGCAUAACGAAUGAGAAAUGGGUUUUAUCUUCAUCAAUACGUAUUUCUUAUCUUCAAGAAUUCAAUUGAACCUCAAACCUGAUUACAUUAUCCAAUGGAGUAUUUCGAACGAUGAUUUAAUUGAACUUUUCAAUUAGAAAUACAACUUUUCCUGUUUCAAUCAACUUAAACAAGAGGUAUCGUAUGAUUGAAGUUAUUAAGGCAACUAAUAAAAGUGUUUAAUUUAAUUACAUUUUCAUUUACUAAUUAAUGUGAGGCGUAAAUUAUUAAAUAGCUUGCCUUCAUGAGAGAGUGGCAUAUUUUAUAGCUAUUUGAAAUGUUUCAAGUUUUCCCUGUCACACUAGGAUCGUAAGUCAUUCAUAUUUGAGGGAAGUGUGUGCUUGUGAACCAGUGCUUGCUGUGAAUAUGCGAAUUCCUUUGCAUAACCUCAAUAAAGUGGGUACAGCUGAUGUAUUUCGAUACGAUGCCGAAUCGAAGAAAAUCAUAGAAAUUUUGAAACAAAACCAUUCAACCGGAUGCGCAACUCCUGAGCAAAUAAUCGGCUCCAAUCUAACCUUCGGAGUAAGAAUCGAUAUUUCUCUUUCCUUGGAACACAAAUAAUGUGCGUUUGUUAUAUGUUUGUUGUAGAAACUUUUGUUUGGAAAACCGGAACAAGCCAUGCUGAUAUGGAUCUUUCAGUUAAUGGAAGUUUAUUUUAAGGUGAAGUAUGUUUCUGAUUUGCACUGAAGUGCGCGGCAGUAGUGUCAGAAUUGUUUAUUCUUUUCGUUAUCUUUUGCCGUUGUUAAAGCAUACAUUUUCGGAACUAUCAGCAUACCUCGGAAAUUUACGACGCUCUCGAUGAAGGGGAAAUCGAUUUGGGUAUGAUUGCGGAACCGGUGGGAAAUAAUACUAAGAACCGGAUAUUAUUCGCAAAGAUGGAGUAUGUUGCCCUUAGUUCAUUAGAUGCACCAUUUCGUUUCGUUUACCUUUUCUGUAAUUAUUGCAGUCAGCAUCUUUACCUACCGAUAAACCACACACAUCACUCCGAAACAUUUUUUAUUGAUAUAUUUUCUCGCGAUCUACGUUACGCGAUUUUGGGUUUCGUGCUUCUUAUCGUCCUGCUGAAUGUGAUACUGACACGGAAGAAUGCACCGAUCCGACAUCUGUUUUUUGUCUACGAGCUGCUCAGCGGAACGCGUGCAUAUCCGCACCCGAAGGAGUACAUUCCGAACCGUGCGAUGCAACUGGUGGUUGGAAUUGUGCUGCAGAUCAUAAGCUGUGCUCUUGCGACGUUCCUGGUUGCUCAGCUAUCUGUUCCCGUCAUGAUGCUACCAGUAAAAAGCUUAAAAGAUCUCGCACAACAUCCAGAGUACAAGGUGUGCAUACCGAUGCUGCGUAAUGUCGCUAGACACAUUCCCGCCCUAGCGCGGGGUCAUAAUCCUAAGCAAAGGUUUGAUCGCAAGUGCCACGAAUUGGCACGAAUGGGUGAUCCUGAAAAGUUGGCUGACUAUCUUUGCGAUCGCGAGAACGAUGUGGUUAUCCUAUCCAGUGACGCAGUAAUGAACAUGAUUUUUCACGAUGAAAAACUACUCGAAAGGAUGUGCGAUAUUGUACCGAUCGAGCGUAAAAUCUUCGUUACCUGGCUCUCGCUGCCGCACAAGCCACAGUUUAAGCAUGCGGAAUUUCUUAAGCAAUUCAUACAUCAGCUGCGUUCAACUGGAUUGUUGCUGAAACCAUAUCUUCGUCUGACGGGUUCCUGGAGUCGUUACAACAGGCACAAGAAAAACCGCUGGGCUGAUAUCGAGCUGUCAAGUUUGCAGGUGUUGUUUCUAGGAUAUGGCGCAAUCGGAUGCUGCAGUUUAGUAAUGCUAGUGGUAGAGUUAUUGGUUGCUCAAAUUUCAAAAAUUUACAAACGUUUUCGGAAGUAAAAAUAAGACGAGAAGAUUGAUGUUGGCACACAUACACACGACAACUAGUUGCAACAUAAAGCAUUUAGUUUUGUUAAUUGCUAAAAAAUGCCUAACAGUAUGCAAUACGCCUGACAAAUGACACAUAACAUACUGUCAAUUUUGCAAGUAGCUCGUCCAUUAAAUGUUUUUUACAGUGUACGAUUUAAUCAAUUCCUAUUCGAAGGUUGUUUAAAACUCCAAAAAAGUGCUCGUCACUUUAAAUGUGUCUUUGCCAGAUCCAUUAGCAGCAAUCGUACAUCGUUCACAUGCCACCUUAAUUUGUCUGAUAACGAGCAAUUAAUAGCCAACGGGAAGCAUAUAUAUCGACUAGCCCGUAAAUCGUAAUGGACGGUCACGAAAACGAUUGUCAAGUGUUUAAAUCGAUUUACGUUAAUUGCUAUGCCACCAUGUGCUUGCCUUUGCAUUAGUGUUGGCGCUUUGUUGAUAACCUAUUUGCUGGAGCUAAUAUCUAGCAGAGAAAAGUGUAAUAAAAACAGCACACCCACCAAAGCACAAAAAGAGCAAACACCUAACAAUAAUAACACCAUAUCAAAGUUUCCUCUCCAACCAUUUUAUUCUGUUUUACAAAUAUUGAGAAAAAGGGCGAAACAAUCCGUAUAGCGUUCGUUUAGGAACGAUUUUUUUUUCUCUAUAUGUGCAAUCCCGGUGCCAUUACCGGUCUAGGGAAGCAGCUCGGAAGUAUCGUUAGCUACUACGUUUUGGCUUUCGUCCUGACGGAGCACGUCGGCGUUAGCUCCAUUGUUCUUGAGAAGCGAUGGCGAUCCGAUUGUUUGUUUGGCUUUUGAGUUUUGGGUGGUUCGCUUUAGUCCUCGUUUGCCUCUUCCAUCGCUUGGGAAAAAAAAUCAUGAACAACGGUAACGGAUGGAGGACCGUUUCUGUAGUGCUGCCCGUUAUUGUAGCUGGCCACAAUAUUUAUCCUGGCGCGGCACUGGAUGGAAAUGGGAGUGUAAAAACAAGAAGAGAAAAUUUGUUUGAAGCACUUGAACCGUUUAGAUUUUUAGUCGCGCUUUCCACCACGAUUUUGCUUUACUCUUACGGGAUUCAAUUUUAUUUUUUGGUUUGGUGUUUGGAUUUUCCAUUGUUUUUCUUACAGCACAUUGCGAUAGAGGAUGGAGAAAUGAAAAUAUUUAAUCAACAUUUUUAUUUCGAAAUUUGAAUUGUUUACAUGUUUAACUAUGCGUGAGGCAUUUUGUCGUUUUGUGAGUUAAAGAAAUUUAUUUUCAAUGGGAAAUAUUCAUUCACAAACUUGACAAAAACGGAGUUGGAAGUUCGGGAUUCGUUUAUCCUUCAAACGUAUCAAAUGAUUGAUAAAAUAAAUUUAAAAACUAUUAUAUAACGCCUUCGCUUAUGCAUCAUGUUGUUAGCU
Molecule: messenger RNA, 6909 nt
Organism: Anopheles funestus (African malaria mosquito)
Lineage: Eukaryota; Metazoa; Arthropoda; Insecta; Diptera; Culicidae
Exons: 2
Coding region: 4455-5501 (348 amino acids)
Source: RefSeq, a predicted model, not a curated record